GUACAAAACCAUAUCGUAACUCUUUGCGGUUGCUCUUGGUGAUUUGCGCAUUCCCCAUGAAACAGGAGACAGUGUGCGCCAUCCCGGUGGAGUUGUUCUCCAUCGGCGACGGCGGCGCCUCGACCACCAAAGGAGCGUGUGUGUGCGCCGUCGUCGUCUUGCCGUCUCGCCCGCCCAAGUACACCCUCGUAUGCUACAACGCGCAGCAGAUCACCUACUGCGUCGCACGCAUGAACUGGGUAGACGGGCAGAACACCUCUCUCCGCCUCAUCGUGGCCCCGUCGGGGCACGUCUCCUUCACCGACGACACAAACCAGCGCUGGACGUUGUUCUUUGCGGAGGAGGCGCAGCUGGCUCGCUUCCUCGCGUGUGUUGGGGUAGCUUUCUACACGUUGUACGGCGCCCCCGCCACCACCGUUUUCCACCAAGAUUUAAGCCUACCGUCCUCUUCUCUGCAGCUGCAGGCGGCUGACAGGGCGUCGAUGUCGUUUUGUGGGUUUGAAUUGCGGGAGAAAGACGGCAUCUGCACUGUUGGUGCCAUGAAGGAGCAACGCGGUGGCCACGACGGGUCACCGCCGUACGUCUUCCAGCCGACAUCCAGCGCGGUGCAGCUCAGUCACCAUUGCCUCGGCUUCGAGGGCAGCGUCCUCGGCAUGCGGGAAGAUGACCGACGCGUUCUGGUCAUCCCACCGGGCUACACCACGCGUGUUUCUGACGCACUCACGGCGGUGGCGGCGGAGGGUGCCGUGUAUUUGGUGCAGCUGCUGCGUGUCGAGCACGUGCGAGAAGGUGAGGAGGUCAACGCCGCAACGGCUACAGCAGCGGCAGAAGGCGGCAAGAACGGUGCAUCUCCCGUCGCAUCAGCCCCACCAGCUGUCUAUGCGGCCACGGCGGAGGCGGAGAACGCAUCGAACGCGCAUGCGCUGACGCUUGUGGACUCCACCAACGCCGCUGUCGCCCCUGUGUCGACAUUUCCAGCAAUAACGUCCGCCGCAGCCGCCACCUCUACCCUGCCAGCCUUUUUCAGCCCCAGCGGCAUCCCGCCAGAGCACAUGUCCGUGUUGCGCAAAGUCGAGCUGGGUGUCAACGCGGCCGUGGCAAGUGCGCGCGACGUGCACGACGUGGCCGUCAUUUUCUCUCAGGAGUGGCGUCAGCACGUGGAGCGGCCGAAGCCGUCGCUGCUCAGCAACAAGGCGCUGCUCGAGCAAGUGCAGCGCGUGGUGGCGGAGGAGGAGACCGCACAGGCCCAACUCGACGCGUGCGAUGGCCUCUUUCACACGCUGGACUCGCGCGGUAAGGCGCUGCAGCAGCGUAUCGACAGGGCUACAGUCGAAUCGCAGAAGCUAUUGGAGGCGAAGAACAACGCUUCCACCAAGGCAAUGGAUGCGCGGCUGGAAAAGGACCGUCAACUGGUGCGGCUCAAGGACGCGCUGCUGCGGAAGCGGCAGGAGCAAGAGGACUUUCAGCGGCACAUCGCUGCGCUGCAGCGCACGGUGGACGUGUCAAACGAAGAGCUACGGCAGGUGCAGGGGAAGCGCGACAUCCACCAGGUGGAGGUGAACAGCAUGGCGGAGCGGCUCGCUGCGAUGGGCGAGACGCUGAGCGAGGAACGCCACCGCAACGCGGCCCUGAAGGCGAAGGCAGCCGCGACGCAAGAAAGCCUUCACAAGGCGCUGGCGCAGCAACGGGUGGCAGAGGGUCAGCUCACCACCGCGCGGGGCCUGGCCGAAAAGGAGCGGCUGCGCUACGUGCAAAUCAUGGAAGAAGAACGGCACCACCGUGCGCAGGACUCGGAGCUGCUCCGGCAGGACAUCCUGCACGAACUCGACGCGCGGGAGCGUCAGUUCCAGGUGGAUCGGCAUCGCUUGGCCGAGGAGGAGUUUACGCGUGGGUUGCGCGAUGGAAAGGCGGAAGGCCGACAGGCGGCGGAGACGGACCUGCUUGGCCACCAAGACGAACUGCGUCUGAACCUGCAGCGGGCCAAAGCGGAAGUGGAGACGACGAAGGAGGAGGUGCGCCGCUCGAUCGAGUCUGCGAUGGCGCUGCGCAGGACACUCGGUGGAAAGGUGAGCGAGAUGGAAGCGCUGCUCACCGAUGCGACGCGCAAGCAGACGCAGCAGCAGUACCAGCUGGCGCAGUGGCAGACGCGUUGUCGCACGGUGCGCGACACGGUCAGUGAGCACUGGCGCACGUUGGUCAGCUACGCUACCCACCCCUGCACGCGUGAGGAGCUGCUGGCGAUGAUGAAGGCGGUACGAGCAGCGGAGGCGAAGAGCUACGCAGACGACGCAGAGGGCGAGGAUGGCUUGGUGCGGGUGGACCUGCAAUUUCAGCUGUCGUUGUGGCAGCAGAGUCGCACGAAAUCCGUGGAGCAGCGUCUGCAGUGGAUCUCGGCGGACAUGGUGGACAUGUACGAAAAGGGCGCAGACUACCACUUUGAGCAUGAAUGGGCGCAGCCUGUCACGGCGGCCCACGCUGCCACGCUGGAGGCAGUUGCCCAGCUCUACGCCCAGCAGCACGGCAGCCGCAAGCUGUUUGACCUGUGUGUGCAAGAAGCGCGAGCCCGGUACGCGUUGCAGCAGCAGUGGUGGGUCACGAUCAAAGGGAUUGAGGACUGGCUGGCCGCACAGCGCACCGCACAGGACGCGGUCAAGGCGGCGGAGGCGCAGGAGAGGCAGGCGCUGUGGAAGGCGUACGUGGACGGUGGCGACGCCGUGAUGCAGCUCUGCGCCGCGCAGCUACGCGCCCAAGCUGCGCUUCUGCAAGACGAGAUGAAGGACCGCGACGACAUCGUCGUGGAAGAGUCGAAGCUGCGCGGUCGCUUGCCGGCGGAUGCGCUGCGAAUGUGGGUCGUGGAUUGCGCCGCUGCUCUUCAAAUGCUGGAGGAAGAAGAGGAAGCCGUCCGUGCUGGCCUCGAGGCGGAGGCCUACACCGCCAGCAGCGGUAUCAGGUUUCAGUUUGCGUACGCCCACCGCGGCGUCGAGGAGGCGGUGCUGCGGCGCACGCAGCAAGUGAGCGCGUGUGCAGAGGAAGCAGAAGCGCGGCACACGCUGGAGCGUGAGGCGGUUACUCAACUCGGAGGAAUCCGGAGAGAAGCAGCAGCCGCACUCGCACCGCCUCCGCCGCCUCUUACGGCGUUUGCGGAAGAGCCGCCCGUACCGCCGACGUCAGCGGAUGAGCAUCCUCCGCCCCCUCCCCCCUCCACGACAGCGGUGAACACAAUAACGGAAGCCGACGAAUUGAAGAACGAAGUGGUCCACCGAAACGGUGCAGAGGAAGCGAUAUCUUCGGACACGCCUGCAUCUGCACCAACGGCUUGGAUAAACCCUGAACCAUCGCCGGAGGGAAUGGGGGAGGGAGUGCCACCGCGCUAUGCGGGUCCGACCCCGCCACCGCAGUCUUCUACUGUACCAGCAUUCACCCUCACCGACCCCCCGCGUGUGCGACGCGACGUUCCCGCGUAUGCCGUUCUCGAAGUCCGCAGCCGCAGCAACAGCAGUGCAGAUCCAUUGCGAGACAACGUCGUCUUUUCCGAUGUGCCUCCGCCACUGCCGCCGUCAGACGUGGAGGAUGAAGCAGAGAACAAGGCUAAGGCCGGCGCUGCGCCUCCUUCACCGUCACCGCCACGACCGCACCCACACGCGCCAUCUGAGAAGAAGCCAUCGGACGCGCUAUACCUCGACCGCGACGCCCCGCCGCCUCUCCCGUCCGACGACGACGACGAGGCCGAAAAGGCGCCAGCGUCGUCCAACUCUCCCGCAUCGUCGGACUUUUCGUCUUCUUCCUCAGCGGCAUCCUCCUCUCCUCCUCCUCCUCACGCCACAAGAUCGCGCGCACCACCGACCACCACCGCCGCCACUACCACGAUCGCCGCCUUUAAAAUGGAUGACGAAGCGGCAGCAGAAACAGAUGCAACCCAAGACGCAGCUCCGGCCUCUGUUGAGCCAAAGAAACCAAAGUACAUGUUCGGCGGGAGCUCCGGUGAAGACGAUGAUGAUGAUGAUGAUGAUGAUGAUGAUGAUGAUGACGAUAGCGAGGACAACGCGGGAGGAGCGGCUAGUGUGUCGCAUCGUCCGUCACCGGCGUCGGCGCAACGUAGUGCAGCGAGUAAAGCAGGUCCGCCGCCACCUCCUUCGUCCGCGAUGAGUACGCUGGCGAAGCCGAAACUUUUCGACAGCAGCGAUGAGGACUAG
Messenger RNA from Leptomonas pyrrhocoris, 4193 nucleotides. RefSeq lists its product as hypothetical. NCBI's taxonomy places the organism in Eukaryota, Euglenozoa, Kinetoplastea, Trypanosomatida, Trypanosomatidae. The coding region runs from base 57 to 4193 and encodes 1378 amino acids. The transcript has a single exon. The record is from RefSeq and is a predicted model, not a curated record.